Macrosiphum euphorbiae (potato aphid) is the source of this 495-nucleotide messenger RNA. NCBI's taxonomy places the organism in Eukaryota, Metazoa, Arthropoda, Insecta, Hemiptera, Aphididae. The record is from the annotation of a GenBank genome assembly.
AUGUACUUCCCAAGAAUCAUCACCUUCUCACUCAUACAACAAACACUAGGAUUUAUUGCAUAUGACUGUGGUGGACCAAAAAUAAACAUAACGGCAUUCAAUAGUCUGAAAGUAGAAUUUUGUGACCUUCAGACCGAAGUCAACGUUCAACCUAUUCAGAGAAUUCAGUUACUACAAAAAACAGACACUUAUUCAAUACCUUAUAAAUCAUGUUCAAUAAUAAUAAACUAUUUCAUAUCAAGGUGCUCAGUACUAGAGGAUGCACAAAUGGUAGAAAAUGGCUACUUCACAGAAAUAUCAGAACUAGGCAGCUCACGUUGUUCAGAAAUUCACCAAAGAUUAAUUUAUCACCUACCACUUGGGGGGGGGGGGGUGAUUACAGGAUUAAAAAUAAAUGAAACAAGACUUUUUGCCACUACAAUAGCUGGAUACAUUGACAGAAAUGGUAAUUGCAAAGGUACAACCUUCACAUCGGAUAAAGCCCUGAACAUUUAA